Mycena citricolor is the source of this 5474-nucleotide messenger RNA. Lineage: Eukaryota; Fungi; Basidiomycota; Agaricomycetes; Agaricales; Mycenaceae. The record is from the annotation of a GenBank genome assembly.
AUGUUUGGGCCCAUCAUUGCAACAGCUGCCAAUCAAUUGUUCGUGACUCUGACUCUUGAGCUACACUAUAAAGCAUUGCCAGAGUUCCCCGAUCUCAUUCGUCGUCAGAGCGAAAUUGACGAACAGAGUCGCGAAGCCAUCAAACAACACCGCGCCGCAAAUCAGGGUCUGACACUGGACAAGGAGAACCAUAAACCUGCGUUGAUGAAGGGAAAGGGUAAAGACGAUGAAGUGGAGGCAGCAAUACCAGAUGUGGAAGUGAACGCGACAGAUUUGGCUGAAAUGGAGGAGAAAUUCAUCUCACUUUUGAUAUCCGAUGCUCUUGCGGAUCGUGAACGUGCCCGGGACCUGGUUGCAUCUCUGAUAACAUCCCGUUCGGGCGAAUACGUGUUACGGAUUGGAUUGCAUCCACCCAGAUCUCAGUUAUUAUCAGACGAACUCGAUGACAACCACAAUGAAUGGACAGGCAUCUCCCGCACGGAAGAAGAACUGAAGAACAUCAAGAGCAAGUUAAAAGGUGUGGUGGAAGAGAUUGGAGGCAAGACUUGUGUCUUGUAUGAACUGAAGGGUCGCGCCUGCCUGUUGCUGCGGCUUCCUCCGCCCAAUGUCACUCUGACUCCGGAGGUUCGAUGUGCGGUGGUUGGCAAUGUCGACAGCGGGAAAUCGACUACUCUCGGGGUCUUGACUCGAGGUGCACUCGAUGAUGGCCGGGGCAGCGCACGUGUGGGUCUGUUUCGGCAUAAACACGAAAUCACCACAGGGCGGACAUCGAGUGUUGGUUUCGAGAUACUUGGCUUCAAUCCUGCUGGCGAGGCCAUUCUGCCUAAGACCGCUGGUUCCAACGAUCCAGACGUCAUACGGCGCGAGAAACUUGGCUGGGAAGAGAUUUCCGUCCAAGCCGCCAAGAUCGUCUCGUUUAUCGAUCUCGCUGGUCACGAACGAUACCUCAAGACGACUCUGUAUGGUCUGACAUCUGGAGCUCCGAGCUGUGUGAUCCUGAUGGUCGGGGCCAAUGCUGGUCUGAUCGGAAUGUCCAAAGAACACCUGGCCAUUGCACUGGCUUUGAGCGUGCCUAUCGUUGUCUGCAUCACCAAGAUCGAUAUGACUCCUCCUAAUGUGCUUGCGGAGACCGUCAAACAGGUGGUCAAGAUUCUUAAGAGUCCUGGAUGCAGAAAAACCCCUGUGUUCGUCAAGACAGCAGAGGUUGCCGUUGAAGUUUCGACUGGCUUUGGGAAGGACCGUGUAUGCCCCAUCUUCAUGGUCUCAAACGUUACUGGAGAAGGCUUAGAAAAUGCAUGUGGCACCUUCCAUCAAGGUUCUGGACUUAUGUAUCCGGUUAGGUCCGAAUGUUCCUCAAUCUAUUACCUUCCAGCGAGGCCGAUAGCGAUAAGUUUACUUCGCAUCAGCCCUUGGAGUUCUCGGUUACAGAGAUCUGGUCUGUCCCAUACACUGGGACGGUUGUCAACGGUAGGCAUCGUCAAUAGCGGAAGCGUCAGGGCUGGGGACGCUAUCGUGUUUGGUCCAGACUCCAACGGCAACUUUCAGAACUCGAUUGUCCGGAGCAUUCAGCGGAAGCGCGCGAACGUUCCAUCUGGAGAGGCCGGCCAAUGUGUCUCACUGGCUCUAAAACGAGUCAAGCGAUCCGACGUUCGCAAGGGCAUGGUGAUCGUGCACAAGACAGACGUACCGCCACGAGCCGUACGCCAGUUCGAAGGCCAAGUUUUGAUUCUAUAUCACAACACCACUCUCCAGAAGAAUUAUCAGGCCAUGUUGCAUUGUGAGGCCGUCCGACAGACCGUCAGAAUCAUCAGCAUGGGUGAUGCCCAAUGUUUACGGACGGGAGACCGUGCGACUGUGCAGUUCGAAUUCAUCUCGCAUCCGGAAUACAUCAAAGAGGGGAUGAAACUUCUCUUCCGGGAGGGCAAGACAAAAGGGCUCGGUGUUAUCACCCGCUUGUUAUGACACAGGAGCCGAUGGGCGUGGCUCUGUUUCCACGAGGCCGUCACGGCACCUGCGCGGCUUCAUGUCUGCUUCUGCCGCACUUCUGACAGAUGCUGAAGGACGCAAACCAGUGGAGGACCCGGAGAGGGGCGUACUAGGUGCAGACCCUAAGCACAGGAGUCAGAAGCUGUCACGGCUCUGUAACAACAAAACCAAGCUGCUUGCACCCUGUGUGAGGCGACACGGUCGAUCGUAAACUGUACAAUCUAUCUUAUCUCUUAUCUCGCCUGUUGUAUCACGUUUGUACUCUACGUUUGUUUUGGAAAUCAUAUUUCCGCAUUUAGUCUCUUGUCUUCAUCAUGGAUCUCCGACAGUCCUAUUCUGUGCUCUUCGAUCGAGUAGCUUCAAAUAUCUUGCAGACGAAUAAAUCGGUUCUACCCUCUUGCUCUCUAGUGCUGCUGUCAUCGCACAGCCUGCGCAAUGCGCGCUGAGAAGGCGCCCCGCGAGCAGACUGACUGGAUUCGGAUUCGCACGGCAUAUGAACGGCUCGUAUGUAGAGGGACGCCGCGCCUUGAACGCGCGUGCGUUCGUUUCGCUUUCAUCCGCCCCAUACCCAAUGGCGACCGAAAGUUUAAUUGAGGAAGUACGUACUGUGUUCCACCUCGAUGGCUUCUGCUGCUUCUGAAACCGAGGCUCUGAUGCCACUUACUUAGUACCGCUAGGAUAAUGUAUCGCCGCCAGGCGAGUUGGGUGGGAUCGGUCCACUCUGACUCUCCGUACCCCGGGACACCGUCGUCCCCCCCUUCGCUCCAGGCUCGAUACUCUUUGGGACCCGACCCCAAUCAGUGGGGCUGCUCUCUGGACGAGGAAGACCCUGACGAUGACAUCCACGGGACUGGCGCAGCUAGCACGAGGGGCAUUGAACGGGAUGGCAAUGCGAUGUCUCUCAGGGGCAUGAUCAAUAUCGGGUGUCUGCUGGUGCUCAUCGUUGGUCUGCUGGUGCUGUUUAUUGGCUAUCCCGUGAUGUCGUAUGCGAGAGACGGCAACGAGCGAGAGGGUUUCAAUCUGGCUGGGAGGAACGGAGGUGCCGGGUAUCCCAGGAAAUUGGGCACUCAUUGACGCCGAUACGCCGGUCGAAGCCUAUACGAAAGCUUCGUGGACAGGCCAGGAACAUUUGCAAUUGGUCUUCUCCGACGAAUUCAAUGUUGAUGGGCGCACUUUUUACCCGGGAGAUGACCCUUGGUGGGAAGCUGUCGAUCUGCAUUAUUGGGCCACCAACAAUUUGGAGUGGUACGACCCCGAGGCGAUUAUAACAUCCAACGGGUCUCUUGUAAUCACACUCUCCCAAAAGGACACACACAACUUGAAUUAUCAAGGAGGGCUUCUUUCGACAUGGUAAGAGAUUUUGCUUCACUGGAGGUUACGUGGAGACCAGUGUCAAGUUACCUGGAGCAAAUAAUAUUGUAGGAUUAUGGCCUGCGGUCUGGACAAUGGGCAACCUCGGUCGUGCUGGUUAUGGAGCAUCACUAGAGGGAAUGUGGCCAUAUACUUAUGACGCAUGUGACGUCGGCACCGCUCCAAAUCAAACAUUAAAUCGACAGCCAUACGCUGCUACUAUCAACGGAGACCACGGAAAAGGCGGGGCCUUGUCCUGGCUUCCUGGACAAAGGCUCAGUCGAUGCACGUGCAGCGGCGAGAGCCAUCCAGGUCCAGUUCAUACCGACGGGACUUUUGUGGGCCGCUCCGCACCUGAAAUAGACAUCUUUGAGGCCCAAAUCACCGGAAAGAAACUAAUCGCUCAGGUGUCUCAAAGCGCUCAGUGGGCUCCUUUUGAUGCAGGCUAUCAUUGGCAGAACACUUCAGAGAACUUUAUCUUGGGGGACCCCUCCAUCUCGGGACUGAAUAACUUCGUAGGUAGUGCAACUCAGCAGGCGACUUCUGUCUUGACAAACACAAACUUGUCGUGUUACGAACAAUCACCCGACAGCUGCUUUGCGAUCUAUGGCUUUGAGUAUAAGCCGGGGUUCGAUGACGGAUACAUCACCUGGAUCGCAAACAACCAGAUCUCAUGGACAAUCAGGUCGGGCGGAGUGGGUCAAGAUGAUACUGUGCUUAUUUCUGCACGGCCAAUUCCAAUGGAACCGCUCUACCUGCUUGCUAACCUGGGCAUGUCUUACAACUUUGGGUCUGUUGAUUUGGCACACCUCCCCUUCCCGUGCCAUCUCCAAAUCGACUAUGUCCGCGUUUAUCAGCCCAAGAACGCCAUAAAUUAUGGUUGCAAUCCUCACGAUUUCCCGACGUCCGACUACAUAAACACAUAUAUUGAAGCGUACACAAACCCAAAUCUAACCACGUGGCGAGGAGACUACGGUCAACCUUUCCCCAAAUCUAGUUUCCUUGGAGAGUGCUGAGGGGAUCAUAAGUCACAUACACUAUAGGACUUGUAUAUCUUAUGGACACUGGAAAUGCAUAGUCCGGACAGCACGACGACGAUGACGUCACCUACUUUAUGCCUACCUCCAAUCCCCCACCACCAUCAACCACGCGCCGAAGCAUUGUGCUCACCACCGCUUUUCUCCUCCUUUCUCUCAUCUGCGCACUUGGGAUCAAUCGAUUCCCGCGCAUAUCACUCACCGAUCUCAUCCGACUCGACUCGAGCCUCUACAGCAGCGAAAUGUCGCACCAAGGAAAACACACUGUCGGCUAUAUCUUUGAAGGGGUAUCUACGGGAGAAAGUACCCGCCUUCGCUAAUCCCGACGGAUCUCACCCACGUCUUGUAUGCGUUUGCCAACAUCAAAGCUGACACGGGCGAGGUCUUCCUGUCCGACGACUGGGCGGACAAGGAUAUUCACUACCCCGGAGAUUCUUGGGAGGACAGUGGUGACAACCUGUACGGGAACUUCAAAGCGCUGUACAAUCUCAAGAAACAACACCGACACAUGAAAAUACUGCUUUCGAUCGGUGGGUGGACAUACAGCCCGCAGUUCCAUCCGGUGGUCGUUUCGCCUGCGCUGCGAGCCCGAUUCGUCCAAUCCUCGAUCAAGUUGCUCGAAGAUUUCGGGCUGGAUGGGCUGGACGUAGACUACGAAUAUCCAUCCAACCACGAACAAGCCGAGGGCUACACUGCACUACUGCGCGAGCUCAGACAUGGGCUGGAUCACCAUGCGCGUAGCAAGGGCGCAGACUACAGGUUCCUUUUGACGUAGAUCGCCGCUCCGUGCGGACCAGACCAGUACCAGAAGCUGCACAUUCACGAGAUGAACAAGUAUCUCGAUUUCUGGAAUCUGAUGGCGUACGAUUUCUCUGGGUCGUGGGACAGCGUCGCAAACCAUCAAGCUAACGUGUUUGGCGGAAAGACAAGUGUGUCCACUGCGGUGAACUGGUACAUCUCCCAGGGCGUUCAACGACCGAAGAUCAUUGUCGGCAUCCCGCUGUACGGUCGAUCGUUUAUGAACACUGAGGGGCCCGGCCAGCCAUAUUCGGGCGUUGGACCCGGAAGCUGGGAACAAGGCGUCUACGACUACCGAGCACU